AUGGAGUCCCUUUCCGACACCAUCUGGGAUGUUGUCAUCUGCGGCACGGGGCUGCAACAAUCCCUCCUUGCGCUAGCCCUUUCCCGCUCCAACAAGAACAUUCUGCACAUCGACCCGAACCAGUACUAUGGCGGGUCCGAGGCCGCGCUGAGCCUGGCCGAGGCCGACGCGUGGGCCGCGGCUCGUCCGGAAGCGUCGGCCGCGCGACCGACAGCCGCCACAGACGGUGCUGUUCGACUGGGACCGCUGUCGGCAUACUCGGUCGCCUUGGCACCGCAGUUUCUGCACGCGCGGUCGCCCCUGGUCGAGCUGCUUGUGUCGUCGCGGGCGUUUCGGCAGCUCGAGUUCCUCGCCGUAUCGUCGUUUUUUGUCCUCGAGUCGUCGCCGUCAUCGUCGUCCGGCCCCUCGAACCCCUCCCUCGCCCGCAUCCCCGCUACGCGCGAAGACGUCUUUGCCAGCACCGCCAUGCCGGCCCGGGCCAAGCGCCAGCUGAUGAAGUUUCUCAAGUUUGUGCUGGCCUUUGAUGGCACGGACACCGGCGACGACAAGGGAGACGGAGACAGCGCCUGGCAGAGCCACGCGUCCGAACCACUCGGCGCAUUCUUGCAGUCGUCGUUUGGUCUGGACGAUCGGCUGCGGGACAACGUGCUCGCUCUGACGCUGUCGCUGGACGGCGCGGGCGUGACGGUGGCACAGGGGCUGGCCCGGCUGCACCGGCACAUCACAUCGAUGGGUCUGUUCGGGCCCGGGUUCGCGGCCGUGUAUCCCAAGUGGGGCGGAUGCGGCGAGAUCGUGCAGGUGGCGUGCCGUGCGGCGGCCGUGGGCGGCGGUAUCUACAUGCUGGGCAGCGGCAUCAAAUCCCUCUUGGAGCUGGAGCUGACGCGUGAUAUGACUGUCAAGACCAAGCUGCUCGUGCGUGGAAGUGAAGCGAUUGGUGGGCCGUCAUCCGAGGAUGUGCCAGCGUCGACCAGCAAGCAGAGUGGACAGCACCUCAGCCGGCUCAUUGCGGUGAUUGGUGCCCCGCUGCCGUUCCUGUUUGCACCGACAGUCGAGGGCGCGCCCGUGGCCGGCGGCGCGGUGAUAGCGUUGCCGGCUGGUCGUCCGGUUUUGGCCGAUGGGGCGGCGUCCGAGCACCCCGUCUUUGUGAUGGCACACUCCAGCGACACAGGAGAGUGCCCAGUUGGUCAGAGUGUUUUGCACUUCACAACCAUCCGUACCGAGGGUAGCAAGGCCGUUUUGGAGAGCGCGCUGACGACGCUACUUGCUGCCUUUGCAAAGGAGGCGAGCGGUGAUGCAGAGGGUAGAGCCAAUGAGGAGAGUCCUUCGAUCCCUGUCCUAUACAGUCUGUAUUACGAACAGCCAAGGGGCGAUGAAGCGAGAGUUCCGGAUGCUGAGCCAGAGCCAGAGCCAGAGCCAGAAACAGAGACCCCUUUGGGCGUCUUCCGCUUCCCGCCGCUACCCGUCGACCUAAUGGUGCAGGACGCGCCGCUGGAGGUGGUCCGCGAGGCGUGGCGUCGGGUGAUGGGCCCCGAGGAAGACGACGCUGCGUACAUGGCGUUUGUGGACCGAGAAGGCAGCGACGCUGAUGACAUGGAGUACGAUUGA
Molecule: messenger RNA, 1605 nt
Organism: Sporothrix brasiliensis 5110
Lineage: Eukaryota; Fungi; Ascomycota; Sordariomycetes; Ophiostomatales; Ophiostomataceae
Product: rab geranylgeranyl transferase escort
Exons: 4
Coding region: 1-1605 (534 amino acids)
Biological process (GO): vesicle-mediated transport; protein geranylgeranylation; small GTPase-mediated signal transduction
Cellular component (GO): Rab-protein geranylgeranyltransferase complex; nucleus; cytosol
Molecular function (GO): GDP-dissociation inhibitor activity
Source: RefSeq, a predicted model, not a curated record